AUGGAUAGCGUCCAGAAAGGUCUCCCUGAUUUAUCCUCUGAGAUUCCCCAGCGUACCUUAGAACAUAUCUUGUCGUCGGAGCCCAUCACAAACCAUUUGGACAUCUUGACAAACAUCCUCCGACAAGGGGCAACCGUUGAUGAACGGGUAGGUGCAUUGAUUCACGCAGCUUGGGAGCAUGUCCGUCGCGAGGAGCUGUGGUCCAGCCGAUUCGACAGUCUGGAUCACUAUCGCCAAUUCAUCGGUUUUGAAGAGCUUGUCAAGCCAGUCUUGCGCCGGCACAAGCGAUCUGAUCGCUCCAAGCAGCUCAGUGCUCGCAUGAUCGCGCAGCACUGGAACAGUCCUUUCCACCUGGUCUUACCCGAGACUUUGCGACCUCCCUUUUGGAGCAAACACCUGCUCAACUCGCUGGCGUCGCUCAGCCGACUCAAACCACUCCCUGAUGCAAUUCAUCUGCUUCAGGAAAGUGUGAAAAAGCGACCGCGCAGGGGCCGAACACAACCCCAUCUUCUAGCAAGUGACAUUGAACGCGUCCUCGAGGCUAUGCGGGUCCCGCGCCAGGGCAGGCGAGGCAGGAAAAAUUCUGUCAUUUCCAUUGACUCCAUUCUCACCGAGCACGAGAGCUCGACUGCGACCAUAGUCGGAUCGGACACCCACAAGGACGGAGCCUCGCCUCAAGGACCACCGGUGAUGAUCUCGGAGAAGUCGUUUUUGAAUGAUCAGAAACAAUGUCCCUGCUCGCCUAUGCUAUUUCCACUCCUAGCCAUUCUGGCCGAGAGCAAGUCUCAAUGGACUUCGCAUUUUCUGGCUAGGUUACUCCAGUGGGCGAGUCUGAUGUCGUGGGAAAGCCUCUGCACGGAUCACUUACAACAACUAUAUCGCCAUGCAACGCAGUCAGAUGGGCAGGAUCUCGAUCGGUCUCUGAUAAUUCAAAUGCUUGAGCAACUUUCGUUCACCCUCAUCGGCGAGGAGACGAGCAUGCCCGACGACUCCCCGAAUUCGAUAUCAGCCUCGGCAGCUGGGGAACGCGAAAAGCCAAUACCCAACGCAUUCAAGACUUUUGUGAAGGACGAACCAUCAUUGUGGUCAUCGCUGCAGCAAGAUGGAUAUCUUCAUAUCCCAGAUUUCUUUGCGUAUAUGGAAACGCGCGGAAUCUUCCCACGAGUACGCCAGACCUUGGCCCGAUACGCCUCCGACGACCAGGGCCAGGUUCUCAGUCAAAGGUGCUACCAAUUUCUCCAUCAAAUGAUACAACAAGACCCCGCGUAUUACGCGGUUGUCGCAUCUUGUCGUCCGGACGGGCAGUGGAGAUUACUCAAUCGGUCAAUGGACUCCGUCGCUAUCUCGGUAGCGGGCGCAAUGCUGCCCGUACCAGGAUCAGUCCAGCACGAAAGUGAUAUUCAAAGUACAGUCAUGCUGCCUACCUUCUGUGAAGAGCACUGCGUGAAUCUUGUGCCGGGGUCCCACACCAUUUUCGCGCCAUCCCGCAAGAAUGAGCACCCACCAGCAGGUGUGAUGACAGGGAAGCCGAGCUCGAUACGAAUGCAACCGGGAGAUCUGCUCCUUACCAUGCCGCAUCUGCUCCGCUUCCCGCAAACCUUCACCUCCCAUGCUUUAGUGAACCUGUCUCAGGAUGUGGCGGACUUUCAGGGACAUCCCACAGGAUGGAAUCAUCAGCCCUCCACGUCGGCUCAACCUCGGCUCUCCAAUGCUUCAGGGACAGACGAAUGCAGCGUCGAUACCGUCUCCGCGAUCGGCGAAGCCCUCAUGGGCCGUCGCGCCUGGAGCGACCGCAAGGUCUUGCAUCAGCAGAGAAUUCUCUCCGGCACGGACACGGCAGCUGCAACGAGCUUUGUCGAAAAGGUUCGCGAGAGACUUGUCUUGGAGUUUCAUGAGGCCCUGGAUAUCGUGGAGAUCAGCCACGCCGAGUCGGCUGCUGCGCUGGGUCCUGACCUUGUACUCAAGGAUGUCUCCGCAGAGACUGAUUGGGCGACUACAGAGCUGGGGAUGAGCGCUCUGCUGCAGUCGGACGCACCCUGGCUGCCCGAGUCGUUUGAUCACAUGAGUCUGCAGGAUCUGGGGCUUGAAACCCUUGGAGAGAUCGAUCUCCUGCCAACUUUAAGUUAGCGUUUGAAGAGAUAUUGCCUGUAUAAAUAAUUAUCAGGGUACCCUGGUAUUGUGGUGGGCUAUGUUAUACUUCCACCGGGCUGUACAAAUGAGUACCUACUAUUAGCAAGACACACUUCUCUUGAGCUUUGUAUUUGGGGUUGUUUUCUGUGACUUACAAGAUGAGAAAAGCUAUCUGCAAAUUGGUAAG
Aspergillus uvarum CBS 121591 is the source of this 2317-nucleotide messenger RNA. RefSeq lists its product as uncharacterized. Lineage: Eukaryota; Fungi; Ascomycota; Eurotiomycetes; Eurotiales; Aspergillaceae. The transcript is spliced from 2 exons. The record is from RefSeq and is a predicted model, not a curated record. Bases 1 to 2127 code for a protein of 708 amino acids.